AUGAGCGUUACACACCAGGUAACGAGUGUCACACACCAGGUAACGAGCGUUACACACCAGGUAACGAGUGUCACACACCAGGUAACGAGUGUCACACACCAGGUAACGAGUGUCACACACCAGGUAACGAGUGUCACACACCAGGUAAUGAGCGUUACACACCAGGUAACGAGUGUCACACACCAGGUAACGAGCGUUACACACCAGGUAACGAGUGUCACACACCAGGUAACGAGCGUCACACACCAGGUAACGAGCGUCACACACCAGGUAACGAGUGUCACACACCAGGUAACGAGCGUUACACACCAGGUAACGAGUGUCACACACCAGGUAACGAGCGUCACACACCAGGUAACGAGCGUCACACACCAGGUAACGAGUGUCACACACCAGGUAAUGAGCGUUACACACCAGGUAACGAGUGUCACACACCAUGUAACGAGCGUUACACACCAGGUAACGAGUGUCACACACCAGGUAACGAGCGUCACACACCAGGUAACGAGCGUCACACACCAGCUUAUGUAUUAUGCUCUUAUUGACUUUGUGAACUUAAUAAUCCAAAAUAAAGUUGUCGACCGACUUAGAGGUAGAACUUCCGUAGAUAUUAGUGGAGGCCAGCGACCUGCCUGGAGUCCUGCUGCCACCACACUGCCAGGGACUGUUGGCACCCGCCACUGA
Molecule: messenger RNA, 684 nt
Organism: Procambarus clarkii (red swamp crayfish)
Lineage: Eukaryota; Metazoa; Arthropoda; Malacostraca; Decapoda; Cambaridae
Source: RefSeq, a predicted model, not a curated record